Molecule: messenger RNA, 4209 nt
Organism: Naegleria lovaniensis
Lineage: Eukaryota; Heterolobosea; Eutetramitea; Acrasida; Naegleriidae
Exons: 5
Coding region: 1-4209 (1402 amino acids)
Biological process (GO): cellular response to mechanical stimulus; detection of mechanical stimulus; regulation of membrane potential
Cellular component (GO): membrane
Molecular function (GO): monoatomic cation channel activity; mechanosensitive monoatomic ion channel activity
Source: RefSeq, a predicted model, not a curated record
AUGAUACCAUCAUCGCCAUUGGAGGUCAAACGAUCCAGUGUGGUGAUAUCAUCGGCGUCUGAAAAGAAUGAAAAUAUUCUCGGAGAAAGUGCUGAUGAUGAUUACGAUGAUGAUUAUGAUUCUUCUGAAACAAAGAAGCCUUCUACACAAUUACAACAAUUAUUUGACAUGAUUCAAAAGGAACAAGGAUUGGUAAUGGAGGACUCAAAAUCUGAUAUCAUGUCAACCGUGUUGAACACAUCUGCAGCUGGCUCUUUUACUUCUAAUAUUGAACUGCAAGAUGACCAAUCGAGUAUUGACCAAACAAGUCAGACAUCUUUGGGAGCUUUGGGUCAAAUGAAAGAGUUGAGCGAUGAAGUUUUGGGAGGAGGAUUUGUGUUGGAAGUCGUAACAGUUGUGAUUUGUGUUCUUUAUUAUUUAUCUUUAAUUGUGGCCUUUGCUAUCAGACCAUCAUUUAUCAAUAUGGGAUAUCUCUUGAUUUUCUUUAUUCACAACCUUGCCCCAAGUUAUUAUCCGUACUUUCAGCGAGUGCCAAUCAAUUACAUAUGGAUGAUGAUUCCAAGAUUUUACAAUCUAAUUCUUUCAUUUUUGCUUGCUGUUUCUUGUAUGAUUGGUCAUAUAGUGCUGAGCGCACUCUCUAAUUUGGGUACAGAUGAGGAAAAUAUUUUGAGAGAUGUUGGAUUUGCAAAGUUAUCUGGCAAAGGUUUAGAUCAAAUCCUUAUUCAUGUUCUCCCCGAUUGUUUACUGAUAGUAUUUUCUUUAUUAGUAUUCAUAUUUUUGGCAGUGCUGUGGAAAAAGAGAAGAAGCUUGAUUAGGGAUGGUAUCCCUCUCAAAAUUAAAAAAGCACUUCCCACAUCAAUUAAGGGCAAAGUAAUAAUGUCAGAAGAGUCAAACAAAUCUCCUGCUAACAAACCACUCUCGAUAACAUCAUCAGAUAAUGUGGAGAUUGAGAUUGGUCAACCUGUUGAAACGCCCUAUAGAAUGCAAACAGAAGAUGUAGUUACCGAUGUUGUGACAACUUCCAACACGACCAUGGGAAACCCUUCUCAAACUAAACCAGUAGAAGUAAUUCCUAAAUUACCAUAUGCAACCAUGAAUAUGUGGGAACUUCCUGGAGUUUUUGCCAAAAAGCCAAAAUUGAUCACAACAACAUUGGAGAAUCUCAAGAACAAGGUUGAGAAUAUUGGCACAAUGGCAGACAAGAAUGCAAAAACAGUAGUGCCACAAAAACACAUUUCGAUUCAUGAUUUUAAGGUAUUGCUGUUCACUCUCUCAUGCAUGAUCACGGCAUGUUUUUAUCCUGGGUUCGUGAGCGUAUUUUACCUUUCAAUGUCGUUCAUUGUUAUUACUUUUACAAGUUUUAACAUCAAGCUGAAGACAGGAGUCACACUCACUUUAUUUAUUUUGAAUCAAGCCUAUUCCAUGCUUCUGUUGAUUUUCUAUUUCUUGACAAGAUUUCAAUACAACUCUUUGGCAACUGUUGGCCAGUUUUCAAAGAUGAUUCUAACAGAUCCAUAUGGAAAAAUGGCUGGAUUCUUUGACAUUGAUGGAAACCUUAAGAAUUUUGACUAUUUUUCAAAGUACUAUACUGGAUACGUGUUUUUAGUUUUCAUUCUUUUGACAUUUAUACUUUCCUGCAACUUUAUGAGCCAAUAUUUUGCCAAGUCUUUAGAGGAAAAUAAGCUGAAAAAACAAAUUUCAAAGUUUUUGAUGGAGUACUCCAAAAAGAUUAUGAGGAAGGACGUGAAGGAAAAUUCAGAUGAGUAUUAUGAAGAUAUUUAUUACAAGUCUGAAUACAGAAGACUUGUAGAAAUUAUGGAAACUGCUACACAGACAUCUACAAACUCAUUGUUUGCCUCCUCUCAUCGAUUCCGUAAUUUUAUGCUAUACUACUUGCAAAGAUCUAUUUUAUAUAUUUUAUUGAUUGCUCUUAUUUGCGUAGUGUUAACAGUUCCAAGUUUGUCCAGUUUACCAUAUCUCUUGUUCAUGUAUUUGGGAUUGGUUCUUGCUCCUUCUUCGACAUUGAGGCCAAACAAGAUUAUGCUGUUCUUGCUUCCAAUAUGCUAUAUUUGGAGUAUCUUAUAUUUGAGCGCUCAAUAUGUUUUUCAAUUUCCUGAAUUUUCUGCAUACUCUCCCAAAACAACACAAAUGUCAGAUAAUGUUUACAACCCAUCAGGCAGCGGUGGUCUCAUAUUCUACCCUGUUCAAGGCAUUCUUUACCGAGUAAUUGUGAGCACAACAGUUGGAGCUUUUAUUACUGACAUUAGUGUGAAUGGAAGAUCGAUUGUUCUUGUACUCGUUCUUUUUGGGCAGCUUUUACUAACAUUGUUUUUAGGUCUUACACUUCGUGUCAGUUUAUUCUCCAAACUCAUCGAUUAUGACAAGGAUGUUAAAAACAGUGGCAAGAUAAGUACUCAGAAAAUUGCAGAAGAGGAAAAGGCAACCACAGUAACAUCUAUGAAUGUUAAACCAUCAUUUUCAUGGGUUCAACGACUUGUAAACCGUGGUUCACAUGCCCAAACCAAACAUAAUCCUUAUCGUGGUGCUGUAAAUUCUAAUGAAUCUGAUGAAACACAAUAUUAUCAACACUUUGACGAUAACGAUGUGGAUUACUACGACACGGAUUCUCCUGAAAAACAAAAAAUGUCUCUACUACAAAAAGAUCACCUCGAAAGGUCUCCUUCAAAGCCAAGACCAAUCUCAAGUGCAUUUUAUUAUGAGAGUGAAAGUGAUUUGGGUGAAGUUGCAGCAUCUCCUUUAAAUGACCAGACCUCAAAUUCAUAUCGUGAGUCCGUUUCAAUAGUGACAGAAAGACCUCCUCAAAUUGUUGUGGAGUCUGUUGACAUGACAGAGUUGGAUAAGCUGAAAGAUGAAGCAGAUAACAAUCUCGGUGAGGUAGAUGGAGAGGAAAAGAAACAAAAAACUUUAGAGCUCGUUUGGAAGAAAACAAAGCAAGUUCUUAACUUCUUCAAAGUACUUAUUCUAGACUACUUUUGGAAAGUUUUAUUGAUUUUAUUUGUUAGAAACAGCUUCUACUUGAGCUUGAUUGUUUGUUAUUUUGCUGAUUUGACCUCAGAAAAUGCAGACUUGUUGCAUGCUAUUUAUUGUAAGUAUUUGAAAAGCAUGGGUUCGCUGACUAACAUCUUGUUAGUAAUAUUUUGCUCAACAUACUUUAUAUUCCCAAAUUUUGCAAGAAAAACAUGGAUUGUCCUAGUGUUGUAUUGCCAAUUUGUGAUUAUUGCUCUCUAUUUCUUCAAUGUUUGGUACGCUCCUGAGAUUGUUGAUCUGCCAUAUGAAAUUAUUGGUUUCAAUCCUGCGUUCCUAACCAUCGAUAACAUGGACAAGACAUUCAGCUUUGGAGUGUUUUGGAGAGGAUUAAUUUGGCACAUCUUCAUUCUUAUCCUCACAAGCAUUCAAUAUCAUAUCACAAAUGUUAAAAAUGUUGGAAAUGUUAACAUUGAAACGAGCUUUGAUCGAUGGGAACUUUUCACAAAGGAGAAAAAUGCAACGCUUCACACCUUUGUUGAGAAGUGUAAAAUGGUUUGGGACAAAAUAUUCUUGGAAACAGAAUUAUUGUAUUUUUUGGGCACUUUACUAAGUUAUUUUGCAGUGUUUUUGCUUAUUUUCCUUCAGAAGGAGGCAUCUUGGAUCGGAUUCUUGUUCUUAGUAAUUGUAAUGAUUUGCUUUACAUUGAACGUAGUGUCCAGCAGCGCCACCUCGUCAUCUAAUAAGAUGGGAUAUCGACUUUUCAAAGUGUUCGUUGCUUCAUGGUACAUUUUUGUAUUUUAUAGCACAUUUGUGUUUGUAGUGGAAUAUGCCUAUCAAUUUCCAUCUCUUUACUCAUACAUUCAAAGCAUAUUACCAGAGGUAGAAAGAGCUCAGCAGUUAAUACGAGAGCAUGAAGAGGAUAAAUCUGUGUACAUUCCUCCGUACUAUGGCUAUAUAACUCCAAGAAGCAUUGGUCUCUACAAAUAUCAGUACAAGAAUGUUAGUCUUUUACCAUUUACCGUCAUAGCUGUAUUAACCAUUAUUCAGCUAAAAUACUUCCAAUACGUCAUUUCGAGAAGACGAAACCGAAUGAAACUAAUCAAGGAAGAAUGUGCAGGCCAAGAGAACCAAAAAGAAAAAGAUCAAAAGAAGCAAGAGGAUCCAUCUCUUGUCGAUGAAAUUGUGGAUACCAUACAAGAGGAUCCUAGUAAUGUCAAGUAG